This is a messenger RNA of Diceros bicornis minor, 1804 nucleotides long. RefSeq names its product rhomboid like 1 (gene RHBDL1). NCBI's taxonomy places the organism in Eukaryota, Metazoa, Chordata, Mammalia, Perissodactyla, Rhinocerotidae. The record is from RefSeq and is a predicted model, not a curated record. The transcript is spliced from 6 exons. Gene Ontology annotation, molecular function: serine-type endopeptidase activity. Gene Ontology annotation, cellular component: membrane. The coding region runs from base 197 to 1477 and encodes 426 amino acids.
GCGGGGCUGGCAGCAGCGGUGUGUGCAGUGGGGGCGGGCAGCUCGGUGACGUGGCUCUGCGCGGAGCAGAGCAGGCGGAGCAGGCGGGCCGGGGCGGAGCGGAGUCCUCCGCAGAGAAGCCCCUCCCCUCCCGGCCGCGGCCGCCGACCCCGGCCCGGCCUGGCUCUAUGGACAGGAGCUCGCCCGGCCUGACUCUAUGGACAGGAGCUCGCUGCUGCAGCUUAUCCAGGAGCAGCAGCUGGAUCCUGACAACACAGGCUUCAUCGGUGCGGACACCUUCACUGGCCUGGUGCACAGCCAUGAGCUGCCCCUGGACCCGGCCAAGCUGGACAUGCUUGUGGCCCUGGCCCAGAGCAACGAGAGGGGUCAGGUCUGCUACCAGGAGUUGGUGGACCUGGUCAGUGUCACGAUCAGCAGCAAGCGCUCAAGCAGCUUCAAGCACGCCAUCACCAAUGGACAGCGGGCACUGCCCCGGGACGGGCUGCUGGACGAGCCGGGCCUGGGUGUCUACAAGCGGUUUGUGCGCUACGUGGCCUAUGAGAUCCUGCCCCGAGAGGUGGACCGCCACUGGUACUUCUACCGGCAUCGCAGUUGCCCACCCCCGGUGUUUAUGGCCUCGGUCACCCUCGCCCAGGUGGGCCUGCCCACGUGCCACCUGGGAGCCACCCAUGUCACUGGCUUGCCUAGCCCUAAUACCCGUCUCCCCCAGAUUGUCGUGUUCCUGUGCUACGGGGCCCGCCUCAACAAGUGGGUGCUGCAGACCUACCACCCCGAGUACAUGAGGAGCCCCCUCGUGUACCACCCCGGCCACCGCGCCCGGGCCUGGCGCUUCCUCACCUACAUGUUCAUGCACGUCGGGUUGGAGCAGCUGGGGUUCAACGCACUCCUGCAGCUGAUGAUCGGGGUGCCCCUGGAGAUGGUGCACGGCCUGCUCCGCAUCAGCCUGCUCUACCUGGCUGGCGUGCUGGCAGGUGAGCAGGCGUGUGUCCCCUGGCCACCUUGUUGGCAGGCCUCUCUCUCACGGCCCCCCUUUGUUCACAUAGGCUCCCUGACCGUCUCCAUCACUGACAUGCGGGCCCCUGUGGUGGGGGGCUCCGGCGGGGUCUAUGCCCUGUGCUCAGCACACCUGGCCAACGUCGUCAUGAACUGGGCUGGGAUGAGGUGUCCGUACAAGCUGCUGAGGAUGGUGCUGGCCCUGGUGUGCAUGAGCUCCGAGGUGGGCCGGGCCGUGUGGCUGCGCUUCUCCCCGCCACUGCCUGCCUCGGGCCCGCAGCCCAGCUUCAUGGCGCACCUGGCGGGCGCUGUGGUGGGAGUCAGCAUGGGCCUGACCAUCCUGCGCAGCUACGAGGAGCGCCUGCGAGACCAGUGCGGCUGGUGGGUGGUGCUGCUCGCCUAUGGCACCUUCCUGCUCUUCGCCAUUUUCUGGAACAUCUUCGCCUACGACCUGCUAGGCGCCCACAUCCCCCCACCGCCGUAACGGGCUUCUGGAGCUACACAGGCCAGGGCGAAGGUGUGUGUGGGCCAGCCACCAGGCGGGCCUGCACAUCCGCCCUCCGUGAAUGUACGUCUCAAGGCUGCUGCUUCUCCCCUGUGGGGCGGGUGGCCCCUGUGGCCCCAAGUCCAGGCUGAGCCUUACACCAGCCCUGGUGCCCCCUCCCAGGCCUGGGGGUGUAGGACUGUUGGGCUGGGCCUGGUGGUGGAGGUCCCCAAGGGUGGCCCCAGAGGAGACCCUGCCUCCCAGCCUCCCCACCCAGGAUUUGCGGUCUGAGCCUUUUUGGAGAAUGAAUAAAUAUUUUACACAGCA